Messenger RNA from Monascus purpureus, 4517 nucleotides. The record is from the annotation of a GenBank genome assembly. Lineage: Eukaryota; Fungi; Ascomycota; Eurotiomycetes; Eurotiales; Aspergillaceae.
AUGGAAUCCGAACAGGAUAGUAUCGACAUCGCGAGGCUGAAACGCGUCGCGUUGGGUUUCGAGCAGGAGCAGGAGCCAUUACAGUCGGCAGCAAAUACCUCCCACGAUUCCCUCGUGAGAAGCAGACUGGAGGCCGUCGAAGGUAAUUUUUUUGCCGAUAUUGUACGGCCCAUUAGCCAGACCACGUCGAACCCCCCCAAGCUUGCUCCUCGAGUCCCUUCUUCCUCCCACAAGUAUGGUUCGGAUUUAGCAACUACCCAGAAGUCUUCGCCCUUCCGGAUGGAACAGUCAAAAAGAAUUCCAGAAUACCAGCCAAGAAACAUGUGUUCUGCAGAUAGUGCACCCGGGGACACCCAGGUUGUCUCCCAGUCCGUGUUUGACAGCCUCCUUGGACGGAAUAGGGACCCUCAGAAUCAAGACAAUGGGUACAGAAAUGUGGAUGAUGUGGAUAUAAUGGCCAAUAAUGAGACGCUUGUGACAUUACAUGAGGGGGAUGCCGGCCAUAUCGAUCUCCUUGCCGGUUUUGACGAUACUACACAUCCUGAUGCGAAUCAGUCCGAGACCCAUGAAGACAACAGCAGCUAUAGGUUAGGAGAGUCGUCUCCAUUGCAUCUUCAACCGGAUAUUUUUCCCGAGUCCCAACGGUUCAUGAAAACUACUCCGGCCACCGCGCUGAAGCAGAGGAACUUUGAUGAACUGGACAUGGUUACUCCUUCCUCGAGGAAUCCCCUUCCAUCUGAUACUGUGCCAAGCGCCGGCAUUAUGGCAUUGAGUCAGUUAUUCCGGUCGACUCAGGCGCCAUCGUCUCCAUUGCCGAACUGUUUGCAAUCUGAUCCCAUGUCCGACCGGCCCUCGCCGGCUAUUCCCGUUCACAAUCCCUCACUUGCUGAUACUUUUUCGUCACCGUCUAUGCGUCGGUUAUCAUCUUCUCAUCGGAAAUUAUCUGAACCGCAAGCGAAUUACGUGACAAUGAAAGAGUCCCAGGCAGAACGGAACAAGAUUAUAGGAGAACGGAUGACGCGCUCGGUCAGUGAUAUACGCUUUGAUGAACAGAGUGACGACGAAUUUAGCCGAGAACCGAGCUUUACAGAGCGCCAGUACCACCUGAGGAUGAUCGACGAGGAAACGAGUACACAGAUUGCUGAAAUAACAGCUCCAGCUCGACUUUCAUCAAAGUGGCGAGAAAGACAGCUUCAGGAGCAUAGGACAUCGGCGAACGAACACGUGCAUACCGAGGAGCUACAGGGGCCUAACGAGGUGUUUCAGGAAGGUGGGACAAGCGAGGAGGAAACAGAACAAGAGGACGAUAUAGAGCCACAGGUACUACCGUCUCAAGAACUCCUGGUAUCGAGCGAGGAGGACAAGGAGAAUUACAGUGGGCUGUCUCUAUCCGCUCUGAGCAAUGCGACUAGUGCCCAUGGCCGUCUCUCCCAAGUCCUUGGUCUGGGUGAUAGCCCACCUCGUAAUACGCAACCGACUACGGAGCCGAACGUGCUUGUGCGGCACUCUCGCCAUUCCAGUCAGACUAACCAAGUCGAAGAGCACGGAACCUCGUCUCAAAUUAUUGUGAGAGACUCCCAGCAACCUGCAGAGCAGAGAGAUGAAGAAAAUGAGGGCGACUUGAGUACGGCGGAAGGGGAAUUUGUUCAAAACACGUCCCAAGGUCGGAACUCGCCCCUACAUGCGGACUCUUCACCAAGAUUGGAUAAGGUUGCAUCAUCUUCUGUGCAAGAGCCUUUGAUGCAAUCAUCUCCUCCCUCAAAAUACCAACAAGCCCAAAACCCGUCGUCAUCCGAUCAGCAUUAUCUGUCAACGAGAGAUCACCACUUUAGUCAAAAUCGCUCAGCCUCGCCUAGUUCUCAUAUUUCGUCUACCCAGCUCCCAAGGGAUACCGCGAACCAUGCCUGCCCAGAUCUAAAUCUUUCUAGACUAGCUAACGAACCUAGUCAAAGGAUUACUGACAUCUUAGAACGGGGAUCAAGGUUUGAAGGACGAGACAAGUCGUCUUCUAUGCCGUCUCGCGUUUCCGAGACUCCUGUUCAUCUGUGCCAGGCGGUUCUUGGAGAUGUAACAAAUACCACAGCCAUUCCAGAGACGAGCCCGAGACUUCGCAAUAGAGUUUGGGCGAAGGACCCAAAUGGCGAGAUGUUAAACCGGGAAGAUGACGGCUUACCUCCUGUUUUCGCGGCCCACGGUCGGGCAAGUCUCUCCCAACCAUCCAGUUCACGGGACCUGUCACCUUCGAAGAACCUCUCUUACCCAAAAUUGCUCUCCAGUCCCAGCGGAAGGCAACGAAGGACAUUGACCCAAAUUGCCGCGGAUGUCUCCCCUCAAAUUGGACCUAGUCAAUUCGACGUAGAUGUUGGGCUCUUCACUGCCGAAGACCGAGAGUUCAGGGCUUUGGUUGGAAUGUCGCCUACUCCACCAAAGAAGCGACGUCGUGGGAACACAAGACUAAGCACUCUUGCCUCUGAUCCGGUACUCCCUGUUACUUCUCGCCUGGCCUCUCCUCAAUUUGUAAGUCAUGCUUUUGAGGAUGAAGUGGCCCCUGCCGAACAGCGUUCGAGAGCACCGGUGGAUAGGGCCGAAGAAUCUUUUCGGGACCGUGCAAAACUCACUCAGAGGGACACGGUUUGGGAGGUCGAGCCCUCACCACCACACAAUGUUCCACGGAUGCCGCGGUUUAAACGGCAUGUUGAAUCAAGCCCUCUGAAGCAGCAAUCUGCCCAAGUUGAACGACUUGAGGAACACAGAGUUCCGCCCCCGGUGACGACCUGCAGUAAUGGCAAUGAUGAGUCUACAAGACCCGAAGAAAUUGCAGAUCAGAAUUACCAGGGAGCACAUGGUGAUUAUAUUACCGAAAAUAUCCAACCAACUUCGGCUUCUCAGAUUGCUCCCAGCCAAGUUCUUGCCGCUUGGAGAGGACAGAAACGAGCGUAUUAUCCUGCAACCUGUUUUGGGAGACCAGUCGGAACGUCACAAACACGGUACCUGGUCAAAUUCGAGGAUAGUGACCCUGUUGAGGUUCCAAUAGGUGCUGUUAAGCGGCUUGAGCUACGUGUCGAUGAUGCUGUGAAAGUUGACAUGCCCGAUGUCCCAAAGGUGACUCACAUCGUUCGAGGCUUUGCGGACAAGCUCAGUGCGGAAGAAAUUAGCAAAGGGCUGGCUGAAGGAUUGCCGCCCAUGACGGAUGUCUAUGGGCAUUGCACUGUCAUAUUGGGACCUAAGCAACGCAGAAGUCUCCCGAACGGAGGCGUGGUAGCUCCUGGCAGUAUUGCUAGAGUGCCAAUUUCUAGAAUAUAUCUGGAUACAAUAUUGUGGAACCAGCUGAAAGGACGCGGCUUCACUGUCAGUUCUGAGACAGCUCUGUCGGAGAGCAAGAGCAGACUUGAAACACCUUCCGACGGACACUCCACCCCAGCAACACCAAGCACUCGACUAUCCCGUAGCAUCAACUACUUUCGAGGCAUUUUUGCUGGCAUGGUGUUUGCGGUGUCGUUCUUGGAAAAUGAAGAUGCCAAAACUCAUACGACUAGAUUGAUCCUGGAGAACGACGGACACAUCUUGAAAGAAGGUUUCAAUGAGCUAUUUGAAUUUCCCUCCAGUGUUCCGCUGGCGGACCCUUCAAAGACACGCGAUCCCAAUGAAACGGAUAGCGAGGGGAACUUCCGGCUCACGUCUAUUGCGGAGGAAGUGGGAUUUGCCUGCGUAAUUGCAGACAAGCACUCACGCCGCGAAAAGUACAUGCAAGCUCUAGCACUCAAUAUCCCCUGCCUUUCAUGGCGUUGGAUAGAAGAUUGCGUCGCUCAAAAUCGUAUUUUAGACUGGGGGAUGUACCUUCUCCCUGCCGGAGAAUCGAUGUAUCUUGACGGGGCCACAAAGUCGAGAAUUCUUCCACCAAAUCCUGCAUCCAUCACACGCCUGUCGGAAACUAUUUCUGCUCGGCCGAUGUUGUUCAAAGGGCAGUCUGUUCUUCUGGUUAUGGGUCGCGGGAGGGCUGAGGAAAAGAGGAAGGCCUACAUUUUCUUGACAUACGCGUUGGGAGCUUCUAAGGUUGAGCGCGUUUUUGAUCUGAAGGCAGCCAAGGCUCUUCUCGAUCAACAAGCAAACUCGCCCUCUCGUCCUAACUGGGACAUAAUCUGUGUUGAUGAUUCUGAGCAAGCUGCUGCACGCAGUUUGCUACUUGGGACUCCUCAUGCUUCUGACAAGCCAUUGGCUGCACGUUCAGGGAAGAAACGGAAGAAAUCAGACCUGAUGGGCUCGGUCAAUGUUAACGUCAACGUCGGCGGCGAUCCUAGCCCUACGAAGAGAAUAAGAGUCGCCGGAAACGAAUUCAUCUGUCAGAGUUUAAUUCUGGGGAAGAUGUUUGAUUCAUAAUUGUUCUUUUAUCCUUUGUGUAUCUUUUCAACGAUCUGAGAGUCAUGUUAACGAUGAUCAUGGUGUGGAUAUUCGGUGCCUCAGGAUAGCUUAUUCUGGAGCUUUAUGUGUAAAAUGAAGAUACCCUUGCUUAUAUCGAG